Messenger RNA from Caenorhabditis angaria, 887 nucleotides. NCBI's taxonomy places the organism in Eukaryota, Metazoa, Nematoda, Chromadorea, Rhabditida, Rhabditidae. The record is from the annotation of a GenBank genome assembly.
AUGAAUCCUGCUCAAGAACAUAUUGCCUGGCUAAUAACAAAUGUGAUCAAUAAAGCAGAUUCAUCAAAUGCAAAAAGUAUUGCUAUUCUUGGAACACAACUUGAAACACUUGGGGGACUUUUGAGAGAUUUUUCGGAGGUAUUUUUUUUUAAAUCAAAUUUUGUGAAGCACAUAGAAACUCACCUACUCGAUCCAAAGAAUUCGCUAGCCGUUUCUUGAUUGAGAAAAAAACAAAAUGGAACAUAUUUUUAAAUUUUUUAAAUAAAAAACAAUUGAUAAGGUCACGUAAAAAUUGAGUAUUUUUCCGUUUUUCAAAAUUGUUAGUUCGUAAACCAAAUUUCUAAAAUGCCAUAUAAACUUUAUUAUCUUCGAAAUUUUUCUGAAAAAAUAAUUUCAGGUGACAUUAGAAGACGAAGAAAGUAUUAAAAGUGAUGUUCGAGCAGAAGUUGGAAAAUUAAAACUGGCACGAAAACGUGGAAAUUCGAAAAAAGGAACCGUGAGUUUAACUUGGAAGUGGGGAAUUGUUUAAAAAAUUAAAAUUAUCUUAGAUGUCGUCUUCAAGUUCUACAGAAGUACAACCGGCAUUCGUUUCUAGUGAUGUUCCAUCAACUGAAAGUGAACCAUUGGUUUACAUUUGGAAAUAUAAAGGAAUACCAUUAAAAGAUCGACCAUGCACAUUUUGUGAAGAAUAUAGUCAUAAAUCAGAGGAUUGUUAUAAUUAUCCAUCAUUUCAAGAUCGGUAUGAUAUUUUGAAUUAUCGUGGUUAUUGUACACGAUGCUGUACUCCUCAUCAAUCUUCAAAAUGUCCCGAAAUGCGACCAAAAUGUCAAAAUUGUCCAAGAGGAACUCAUUCAACAUGGCUCUGCCCAGCUAUACAGGGUGGCUGA